Molecule: messenger RNA, 192 nt
Organism: Lottia gigantea (owl limpet)
Lineage: Eukaryota; Metazoa; Mollusca; Gastropoda; Lottiidae
Exons: 1
Source: RefSeq, a predicted model, not a curated record
AAUUAUCCCAUGUGCAUGGGGGCGAUUGACGGAAAACACAUCUCUCUACGCACACCACUUAACAGUGGAUCCGUAUUCUUCAACUAUAAGCAUUUUUUUAGCAUCUUACUUUUAGCAGCUGUUCAUGCUAACUACCAUUUUAUAUAUGUAGACGUUGGAUUAACAGGCAGAAGUGGAGAUGCUGGUGUUUGA